ACGUGCAUACGCACAGCUCUCACACAGACGCGGAUUAGGGAUCAACUGUUCGUUCGCACACUGGAUUAUCAAUUUCUGAAACUGACAUCCCUCUGAAUUCCAGGGUUUAUUCAAAUCCUUCGUGGAGUACUUUGUAAAUAGCUGUCAUUUACACAACUGACGGAAUCCCAAUGGCAUCCAAUAAUAUGUACAGAGUCGGGGAUUUCGUUUAUUUUGAAUCAUCAGCCAAUGCUCCAUAUCAAAUCCGUCGAAUAGAUGAACUUAACAAAACUCCUACUGGUGCGGUUGAAGCUAAAGUUGCCUGCUACUACCGUAGACGUGAUGUAUCCAGCGCUUUAAUUAAUCAGGCAGAGAAAUAUUAUGGCAGUGAUGAUGAUUAUGAUGAAGAAUGUACAAAUGAACUAACCAAUUCAAAUAAUAAUACUAAUAAUAAUAAUAAUAACAAUAAUAAUAAUAAUAAUACUAACUCUAAAGAAGGCUUCAAACGUUCAAAUAGUGUAAUCUCUGAACAACAAAAACAUCAGUUAAAACAUCGAGAAUUGUUUCUUUCACGACAAGUCGAAUGUCUACCGGCUACGCAUAUUAGGGGUAAAUGCUCUGUUACACUACACAAUGAUGCAGAACCAUUGACAAAUUAUCUGGUCAGAGAUGAAGCAUUUUAUUAUAAACUUAUAUAUGAUCCUAAUUUAAAAACUCUUCAAGAAGAUAGAGGUUCAAUGAGAAUUGGAUCAGAUUAUCAAUCUGAGAUACAAUGCUUAUUGAAAUCAAAAUCAGAAGAUGUCCGAUUAACUGAAGUACAUGAAGAAUUAGUUUGGUCUCCUUCCCAUUCAUUAACAGAACAAGAGAUCGAUAUGUUUUGUUUGUUAGCCAAAGCUGUUGGUACAUACGGUCGUGCACAUGAUACUUCAUCAUCUACUAGACAACCUCUUCUAUUAAGUGCUGCAGCUUCAGCUGGACGUGAUAUAACUCGACAACAUGCUCAUGAUAUACUACAUGAAGCCAAUUACGAUUUGAAUAAAGCCAUUAAUCUUCUAUUACCUGGUGGUCAACCGAUUAUUUAUCGUGAUCAAUUGGAAGAUUGGUCUGCUAAUGAAACUAGUUUAUUUGAAGAAGCAUUAGAUAAAUAUUCAAAAGUAUUCACUGAUAUAUUAUCUAAUUGUUUACCAUGGAAAACGCAUAAAUCCAUUAUUGAAUUGUAUUAUUUUUGGAAAACCACUGACCGGUAUAUUCGACAACGACGUACUAAACUUGCUGCUCAGGAACAUAAAUUAAAACAAGUUUAUAUUCCAAAUUAUAAUAAACCUAAUCCAGCUGUAUUAUAUCAUGCUACAGACAAGCCAAGUCGACCAUGUGAAGGAUGUGGAUCAUUGAAUUCUCCUCAAUGGUAUGCAUGGGGUCCAUCGAAUGCUAAUUCUCGUCUUUGCGCUGGUUGUUGGUCUUAUUGGAAACGUUAUGGUGGCUUAAAAAGCGUUGAAUCUAAAGAUCGUCCUGCUACAACUUUACGCACUCAACAACAAGUGAACAAUUCAUCAGUUGAAACUAAUUCAAAAUCUGGUGGUCCUAUCAAUAUAACUGGAUCAGUGAAUCAUCAAUUCAAAUCUCAUUCUAUCGGUUUAUCUGGUGGAGUAAGUGAUACUCCAGAUAGCGGUGGUGAUAUUGAUGUCUAUUCAUCAAAUGAUCAUCAACAUAAUAUUAAUAACAACAACAAUACUAAGAACACGUCUAAUGGUGCUAAUCCUUCCACUGCUAACAGUAAAUUAAUUGAUGGAUCUGGAUUCUUCAGUACUUUAAUUGGUACUCCAAGAGGAACACAAUGCUUUAGAACUCCGUCUAUUAUACGUCUAGCACGUAUACUUUGUCCAAAUCUUGUUCAACCACUACGUUUAGCUCGACAUCCUGGUGGAGUGCCUGAGAUUUUCUCGUCAAAGCAACAAUUCCAACAUGACAGUAAAUGCAAUGAAUCAAAUCCAACAGGAAUCGAUAAUCUGUCAGAAUCGGAUAUGAUGUUGAUGUAUGCAACAUUGAAGGCUGCUGCUCAACCUAUAAUAGCACGAAUACAUGAUCCAUCCAGUUUAUUGACUCGACCACGAAGAGUACGACGUUUGAAUGAUGUGAUUGAUUCAAUGGCUUCACGUAAAGGCAUUGUAUUUCAACCAUUAGAUCUAUCAUCAACUUUAAAGUUAUCAAUUGCAAAUGGUCCUAUCAAUGAUCGUAAACGACCUCAUUCUCCUAUCCCUCCUGUUAAUGCACCAUCAUCGAAAAAAUUGGAUCAAAAUGAAGAUAAAGUAAAUAAGAAUAGAAAUUCAUCAAUACAAGCAGAAAAUGUUACAAGUGAUAAUAAUAAGUGUUUAACUAAUGGGAAUAGUGUUAUUGUCACUAGUCCAUGUAUUACGAAAUCGGAUUGUUCUCCUUCAUCUGCAUCGAUUGCUGUUUCAUCUAGGCCAAAGAAACCAAUGUUAACAACUGAUUCUAAUUUGGCUAAUCCAAAUUUAAUUUUAAAUAGUAAUGGAAUCUCUACUGAGGAUAGAACAUCAAUGAUGUCGAAAUUUGAAUCGGAACUGAUUCAGCAAUAACUUCACCAGGGUCGAUGAAUUCGAAUUCGAAUCCCAUUUUUACUUCAUUAAAUCAACAAUUCCCUGUUAAACACCAAUGUAAACUGGCGUGUUUUCUCUCUCUCUCUCUCUCUGUGUGUGUCUGCUCCCAUCUCCAUUUCCGAUUCCAAUUGCCACUUCUGUUUUUGAGAGAAAAACACUGUUCGGCUUAAUCGAUACACACUGUCUUUACAAUAAACCUUGUGUUUUGUUCCAUUUCUCUUCUCUUCUGUUUGUGUGUGUGCGUGUGUGUGUCUCUGUGUGUGCAUUAUGAAUGCUACUAAUAAAAUAAUUAACCAAGUCUCCCUUAA
Messenger RNA from Schistosoma turkestanicum, 2902 nucleotides. NCBI's taxonomy places the organism in Eukaryota, Metazoa, Platyhelminthes, Trematoda, Strigeidida, Schistosomatidae. The record is from the annotation of a GenBank genome assembly.